Hyposmocoma kahamanoa is the source of this 2575-nucleotide messenger RNA. It is a transcript of the gene Der-1, whose product is annotated as derlin-1. The transcript is spliced from 5 exons. Bases 224 to 976 code for a protein of 250 amino acids. The record is from RefSeq and is a predicted model, not a curated record. Gene Ontology annotation, cellular component: Hrd1p ubiquitin ligase ERAD-L complex; endoplasmic reticulum membrane. Gene Ontology annotation, biological process: endoplasmic reticulum unfolded protein response. Gene Ontology annotation, molecular function: misfolded protein binding; ubiquitin-specific protease binding. Lineage: Eukaryota; Metazoa; Arthropoda; Insecta; Lepidoptera; Cosmopterigidae.
UCAUCGCUCCGAUUUGUGAUUUUUCUAGACAAAUUCUGUUUAGACACGUGUACUUGGCGUUAUUUGUAUUAAUUUCACAACUUAUACAUAACUUGCGUCUGUAACUUUUUAAAACAUUUCGUUGGACAGCUUAUUUAGGGUGUACGUGACCUAAUAUCAGACCAUUGUGUACGAGAAACAACCGGAGUGUUUUUGCCUGUUUACAUUUUAAAAAACGUGAAAAAUGUCUGAAUUCAGAGACUGGUACAACAGUGUACCGUUUUUUACUCGAUAUUGGCUCACACUAACCAUAGCUCUGUGCUUAAUCGGUAGAUUUGGUUUGGUGAACUACUACUAUUUAGUUUUGGAUUACUAUCCAUUCAUACACCAAUUCCAGAUAUGGCGCCCUCUAACCGCCCUGUUCUUCUACCCAAUCGGGCCAGCAACUGGCUUUCAUUUCCUUAUAAACUGCUACUUCCUAUACAACUAUUCACAACGACUUGAGACGGGCAUGUUUGCUGGCAAGCCAGCAGACUACUUCUAUAUGCUGCUCUUUAAUUGGCUAUGCUGCGUUGUCAUUGGGCUUCUUGUUAGCUUACCGAUUCUAAUGGACCCAAUGGUGCUGUCUGUGCUCUACGUGUGGUGUCAGUUGAACAAGGAUGUCAUUGUAUCCUUCUGGUUUGGUACAAGAUUCAAAGCCAUGUACCUGCCUUGGGUGUUGCUUGCUUUCAACCUGGUUAUCAGUGGAGGCGGUGUGAUGGAACUGUUAGGCAUCUUAAUCGGUCACCUGUCAUUCUUCCUGCUGUUUAAAUAUCCUCAGGAGUUCGGUGGACCAGCACUUCUCACACCACCUGCGUUCCUGAAACAACUAUUUCCCGACACGCGGUAUGUGGGUGGUUUCGGCACAGCUCCACAGGCUAGGGCUCCCACGCGUCCCGGGGGAGGCGUCUUUGGGGGCCACAACUGGGGCCGUGGACAGGCACUCGGAGGAAACUGAAUGCGGAGCUGAGCUUUGGCAUAGAGCGAUGUUGUAUAAUAAAUAAAUCGACCAAAAUCUCACGAGAACAAACUUAUAUCGAGGCUGUAAUGUAAUAAAAUAAAGCACAUGAUUGUGGCACAUGCUUAAAUGUUUUGUGCGUUACAAAGUUUGACUGAGGAUGUGUUGGAAGUUGACAAUGUUCACCAUUUUUGGCCUAUAUUGACAAAACUGACUUUACGGUGGCGAAUCAAUCGACGCAUACAACUAAUUGAUCUUAACUUUUAAAAAUGUUAGAAAAUAUGGUUGAUUCCCUCCCUUUCACCCCUUUCAACAAGGGCGACGCCAAGUAUACCACAUCACUCACUGAAAAGGGAGAACUGAUCACUGGGAUUAGGAGACAGACAAUCAGGAAGUUUCUUACCAAAGAGUCUCAAGUUGUCAUCAGCUAUUUUCAACCUUUUUCCUUUGGGCUGCAUUUUGGUUUUGAAGGGACUUGUCAACUUAUGCCUCAGGGCGAUGGCCCAAUAGCGGGCACAUCGAUCUUUGUGAUUUAAAGCCUGGGUGGGACUGCAACUGUUAUGGACAGGUGUGUCGCAUACCACCAGGCCCAGAACUUGUUCGUCCCAUUGGCAUAAUAAAAAAAUAAACAUGUUUGCUAUAUUACAAGAGCCGCAAUAUUUUUGAGUAAUGACCUUUUGUUAGGUUAUCCAUUUAAAAGUAAGUAGUGGGAACCUCGUUUUACAUUUACUCAUUUAAUUAAUAAAAUCUAAACGUAUCUCGCCCAAGAUGUUAAAACUCAGAAACCUAUAAUUUUAAAGAGCUAAUAAUAGUGUUUCAGACCACGAAUAAAUGCUUGGCGAUCUACAUGCGGUCCGUAGGGCGCUGGUUGUGUAUGGCUGACCUAGAUUGUCUAUAAGGCCUAGGUGAAGGAUUUGUCCCUGUUGUCACCCCUUUGAACUCAGAAGGUUCCUGUACACGCACAGGUAAUAGCACCCUUCUCGUAUAGCCUAAGGGUCUGUAGGGAGGGUCACUAUAAUCAAAACUUACAUAGAAAGCAAUAGGAUACCACUCCUUUGAAUAUUAGUAACGCACAUUGGGCAAAGUGUUUUACAUAAUAGGACUAUCCUACCCAUUCAUCAUCACGGCACGGGUCUCCUCUCAGUUGAGGAUUUAGGCCAUAGUCGUAGAAAAGCAUACCAUAUGAAUGCAAUAAAUACAUUGAGUAUUUAAAGCUCACGGUAAAUUUCGAAUUAAAAUUUCGCACAUAAAUUCCGAAAAAGUCAGAGGUGCGAACCCGAAUUCGAAACCACGGACUCUGCUUGAAAGGCGUUAGGACAAACCAUUACGCUACCAAUUUUCACCCCACUCAUUGUUCUUUGCCAAUAUUCGAGCGGGUGACAACAGGUGUUGUAAACUUUUCAAUAUCUUAUAGUGCCUAUACAGUGAUCUACUAUAUUUAAACAUGUAAAGAUAACAUUAGUAUGUGUAUUGAACUGAAAAUCCUUUGAACAAACUUUGUUGGUUGCACGAAGUACAGCGAGUGAAGUUUUCUUGGCAUCAAUUCAAAAUGCACAUUUAUGAAUAGAAUUAUUUAAGUUCCUCAAAAGCCUCAACCCA